Cynoglossus semilaevis (tongue sole) is the source of this 3538-nucleotide messenger RNA. RefSeq names its product WD repeat and SOCS box containing 1 (gene wsb1). Gene Ontology annotation, biological process: intracellular signal transduction; protein polyubiquitination. Bases 324 to 1607 code for a protein of 427 amino acids. The transcript is spliced from 9 exons. The record is from RefSeq and is a predicted model, not a curated record. Gene Ontology annotation, molecular function: protein binding. NCBI's taxonomy places the organism in Eukaryota, Metazoa, Chordata, Actinopteri, Pleuronectiformes, Cynoglossidae.
AAACACACAAGAUAACAUUUUUUGUCUCAGAGAGUUUAUUAAACGUACACAACAGCAUACAUUAUUCAUACUGGGUGUUUAGUGAAACCGACAUCACAUAAAAACAGAAACAGACAAGAAGUGAGAAGGAAUAAGGGGGAUUAUUAAAGGUCUAACCACCAUCCGGGACUGCAAGGUCGGCGGAGGAAUUCUAAGGACUUGUAGGCACAGAAGUGAAGAGGCAUCGUCACAGUCCCAAUCCGCGUCGAUUCAGUCAGCAAUACAUUUCUGUUCCUUGAUAGACGCGGUCGGAUUUUUUCUCCUUGGUCUGUUCAUUUACUUAGAUGGCAAGCUUUCCAGACUGUAUAAACGAAAAUGAAAUAGAUAAGGCUAAGUUCAUUGGUGAACUCCUGGUGCCUGCUGCUCCCUUCGACCAGAAGUCUGGGCGCGAGGCGUGGACAGUAGCCUUCGCACCGAAUGGUUCCUAUAUUGCUUGGUCUCAAGGACGCCGCAUUGUUAGGCUCAUUCCCUGGACAAAAUGCCUAAAGAACUUUUCUGUGGGUCAUUGCGGUGUGGGUACCAAUGCCUCAAGCCCCCGUCGUCUGUCCCGUCAAAACAGCGACAGCGGCCAGGUGAUCCCGGUCUCAGGAGAGCCAUUGGAGCACACCAUCGACUGUGGGGACCUUGUCUGGGGCAUGGCUUUCGGUUCCUCCGUACCAGAGAAGCAGAGUCGCUGCGUUAACAUCGAGUGGCACCGAUUCAAGUUUGGCCAAGACCAGCUGCUACUGGCAACAGGCCUCAAUAAUGGCCGCAUCAAAAUCUGGGAUGUUUACACUGGUAAACUAUUGCUGAACCUAAUGGACCACACAGAAGCAGUUCGAGACUUGACCUUUGCCCCCGACGGCAGCCUUAUGUUAGUCUCUGCAUCCAGGGAUAAGACCCUGCGAGUGUGGGACCUCAAAGAUGAUGGCAACAUGGUGAAGGUGUUACGGGGGCAUCCAAGCUGGGUGUACUGCAGUGCUUUCACCCCUGACUCCUCUGUCUUGUGCUCUGUUGGUGCUGGAAAAGCGGUGUUCCUGUGGAACAUGGAUGAGUACAAGUUGAUCAGGAAGCUGGAGGGACACCACAAUGAUGUGGUGUCUUGUGAGUUUUCACCAGAUGGGGCACUUUUAGCCACCGCCUCUUAUGACACCAGGGUCAUUGUCUGGGACCACCAAAAGGCCACAAUCCUGCUGGAACUUGGACAUCUUUUUCCUCCUCCAUCACCCAUAUUUGCUGGAGGCUCAAACGACCGCUGGGUCCGCAGUGUGAGCUUCUGCCCAGAUGGACGCCACAUUGCCAGCAUUACAGAUGACAAGUUGGUCCGUUUCUGGAGCAUUGAGGAGAGGGCCCCUCAGGCCAUCGCUCCUCUCACAAAUGGUCUCAGCUGUGCCUUCUCCCCAGAUGGAAGUGUCCUUUCUGCAGGGACUCGUGAUGGUAGCCUGCACUUCUGGGAGUGUCCUCGUAGCAUUGCCAGCCUGCAGCACCUUUGCAGGAUGUCCUUUCGCCGGGUGACAACCACCCAGCAAGUAGAGGCACUGGCCAUUCCUAAACCGCUGUGUGACUAUCUAAAAUACAAAAUUGUCUAAACUUUUCCAUACAGUAACUCCGCACCACCCUCAGCACUUAGCAGUUGGUUACACAUGCUGCAGCAGCAAUAACCUGAAAGAAAACAAGUUCACAACAAAACUGUGAGACAUGGAUGUGGUAAGUGAAUGAAAGUAUUCUGAAAACCCGGGAAAUGUCCUCAUCUCAAAACACCACCACACCAUCUUCCUGCAGUUUAUGGUCAUAUUUAAAAAUAAAAAACAUUUUCUAAAUGAUGUUAACACAUGAUAGCUAAGGUCAUGGAACCGUCUGCACUUGUAAUGUCCACUAAAUCAUAGUGGACCUUACAUGGCUGUGAGUGUUGAGCUUCCCUUCUAACUGGUUGCCGUUUCUUCAAUCACUGAGUAUAAUAAACACUGCUAUACCCACAUCUAUUCUAAAACAGCAGUUGCACUUGAAGUGUGGAGUUCAGCACCGCUGUUUGCCUUCAGUUCAGGGUUAACUGUUGGCAGGAGGGUGAGCUUUGGUGAGAGAAUAAGUGGACUUCAGGAGUUUGAAGACAACCACAUAUUCUUGGAUGACUCAUGCUGUAAAUAUUAUGUACAUCUAGUGUUUAAACCCUUGUCAUACAGUAUUUAUAACAUUACCAUUGCAGAUCUCCACUUCAGCUGUUACUCAUUCCAGUUUUUAGUCUGAGUAAACAUGGCACUUACAUUUAAAAGGCACUAAAACCUAUUUAUAUGGGAAGAGUCACUAUCACAGCCAACAAAUCUUCCAGUAUUAAUCAGUUAUCAAAGUAUAAUCCAGUUUACCAGUAACAUCAGCAGAAGGUUAACCAAAUACCAAAGGUCCCUGAAAUUCGAUCGCCAUCAGAUGGUAACAAUGAAAAGUCUUUUUUUUUUUUUUUGUUCUUUUGUUUUUUUAACACAAACAUCAUCUAAAGUUGUCUUUACCUUCUGAUGAAGCUCACCGACAGUCCACCAAAAACAUGGCAAUAGUAUGCUUGAAAUUUUAGUUUUUCCUUGUUGGGUGGUAGUUAAAGUCAACUAACCGAGGUCUUUGGGUAAUUUCAUGCAUGGUUGUAUUUGUAAAAACAAACUUUAUACAAAUUUUAUGUAUGUAUAUAUAAAUAUAUGAUAUUGUCAUGUCUAUGUAUCUGUCACCUUUUUACUUUAUAUUGUCAUUUAUAUUCAUUAUAUGUCAAAUAUUUGUUGUUUUUUUUUUUUUCCUCUUUUAAAUGUGAAAAUAUCUGCAUUGCUAUGUCUCAUUGUCCACCAGGGCUUCGUUACAUUUGUGUGGGACACAGACUGGCAGCGUCGCUGUAGUGUAUUCACAUAUUAUUAUAGAUAUUGGUAUACACACACACACACACCAAUCAGUCAGUCACAUCUUGUGCUGGGUUAAUGCCUUUAGAUUCACUGAAAUAUAUGCACACAAUCACUUGCAGAUACUUUUUGCUAUUUGUGAGUUGCAGCAUUAUCAUUUAGAAAAGUAGUUGGUUGUGUGUGUGUGUGUGUGUGAAGAAGGUAAAGUGUGUGCUAAUCUUUGUCUUCUGUUUCUGUGGGAAUGUGUACACAAAGCUGCUGUCAAUCAUUCUUUGCAAUUGGUCCUGACAGCAACUGCUAAACCCAAAGGUUUUCAUCUCUGAGGUUGUGUAAAUACAAAUGGGCAGGUAUGUUUGCAUUUCUUUUCUGAGAUACAGAAUUUCUUCUGAACAGGCUGAAGUGUUAGAUCUGCAAAAACAAUAUGGGGUUAUGUUGCUGAAACCAUUGUUAUGAGAAAAACAGUUCUGCCUCAGUGACAUGCAGUAUGACAGUGAAUACUUUUGUAUGAAUGUAUGUACUUACUGGAUUUUUUAUUUUGUUCUGGGUGUGUAGGUUCAAUAAAGAUUUUUUUUAAUAAAUGCAGCACAUUUAUUAAAAAAUAUCUUUAUGAAUUAUAUUCAUAAAAAUCAGUACUUAUUUUAAAGCAA